AAAAAUGAGCCGGCGCUGCUCGCAUUGCAGCCACAACGGACACAACUCCAAGACAUGCCCCAACUGCGAGGUCAAGCUCUUCGAGGUGCGCUUGACGGACGGGUUGAUCCGGAAGAGCGCCAGUAUGCCGGGUCAAAUUCCAGUGCGCAUAACUCAAACGGGUCAGGUUCGCCUGGGGAGGGACAUGAUCAUGCCGACAGUUAUGCCUCUGAGGAUUUUGUUCUAGGAAUCAGAUUCACAAUUUCUGUUUCUUUAAACGCCAUCACUGCUGCUUCCUCCGGUGUUAUCCUCGCUAUCCAUGGCGCCAUCACCUCCACCAUCACUCACGUCGCCGUCACAAUCGUUGCCAUUGCCUCGGCAAUUGUUUGUGGUUGUUUGUGGAGAAUCUCUGUUUCUCUCAAGAACGAGCUAGCCACUGGUUAGAGCUUCAUUUUUGUUCUGUUUUUUCGAACUUUUAUGGUUAAUUCUUGGUCCUGAUUUUGCUACUUUUCUUUGUCUUGAUGGAGCUAGAAUUUUUGGUUCUCUUUAAAUCAGUUCUCGCUGGUUUCUGUGCUGAUUUCGCUAGCACUUUGGGUUAUGGUUUGCUACAGAUCGAGUCUGCGGUGGUUCGGUACUGUUUCUUUUUGAUUUAUUCGCAUCCACGUGAUUUGUCUUGAUUUGGUGAAAUUCGAAUGCGUGUAUUCGAGGUUUUUUUGUUGGAUUGUGAUUUAGUUUCUCUUUUGUUGUGUUUCAGUGGUGUCGGAGGAGUUAUUUAGGUUUGAGAAAAACCCAGAUUUGGGUUUGAUUUGGAGAGGAAGAAGAAGUAACAAGAGAGAGAAAGUGAAAGAGGAAGAAGAGAUGAUAUGGCAACUUUUCCGCAGAUGUGCCUUGUUUAAUAUGAUGGAAUGAUUUGUAUUGCUUUUUUUAUUAUCAUCAGCUUCAUUAGAUCGUUAAUUUAUGUGAUGAAACCCAGAUCUGGGUUUGAGAAAAACCUAGAUCUGGGUUUGAGAGAAAAACCCAGAUUUGAGUUUUGAGAGAAAAACCCAAAUUUGAGUUUUGAGAGAAAAACCCAAAUUUGAGUUUGAGAAAGGAAGAAGAAGGGAGAAGAAAGAGAGAGAAUAAGAAGAAGAAUGAGCAAAAGUAAACACAUUAUUUUUUU
Molecule: messenger RNA, 1138 nt
Organism: Rubroshorea leprosula
Lineage: Eukaryota; Viridiplantae; Streptophyta; Magnoliopsida; Malvales; Dipterocarpaceae
Source: the annotation of a GenBank genome assembly